CUCAUGGCUGGUCAAGUCGCGGAAUCGCGCAUGAUCAACAUCUGCUCUCACACAGCGUAUCCAUCUUUGUGCCGACCUCUAGUGAAACGAAUCACGAACCCUAGACGAGCCACGCACCGAACCAUACAGGCGUUAGAGGCCAAGACAAAAGUGGCUCUAGCCGAAGCAGCUAGGUUCAAAGACGGUAACCAAGCGAUCAGCACGUGUUACGGGACGUUGAGCGACGCGAUAUACAAUUUGGCGAGUGCGAGGAAGAGCAUAAGGAAACGCGACGUCGUGGGGACCAACACGUUCCUAACAGCGGCAGUGUCAGAUUACGGCGCAUGCGUGGACGGGUUUAUUGAGACGGGUCAGGUUAAUGCGGUCCAGAACGUAGCGGUUGACUUGAGGAAGAUUAGCAGCAAUUGCUUGAC
This is a messenger RNA of Camelina sativa (false flax), 413 nucleotides long. NCBI's taxonomy places the organism in Eukaryota, Viridiplantae, Streptophyta, Magnoliopsida, Brassicales, Brassicaceae. The record is from RefSeq and is a predicted model, not a curated record.